UUUUACUGUGUCUUUCAUCAGUAUGCAAAUAUUUCUCUACAUUCGCAAAGUGGCUCUUGAUUUAACUAUUAAAAAAUUAUAAUAGACUUUAUCAAUUUUCUCUAUUUAAGGCUCUAAUUUAAGAUCUUUUUUUCUUCCUUUACUUUGGUUUAUACUUGAUUAUACCGUUUUAUUAGAAAUAAAAUGUGCAAAUUCAUUGGAAAGGCUUAAUUUACCCUUUUUAAGUCUUAAGGUCUUCGUUAGUAAGACUUGUAAGAUUGCAAUUAUUGCACACAAGAGAGUCUAUUUGAACUUGUCCCUUAGUAUUGCGAUCUCUUCGCAUGACAUCAAUGGAGCGGAGCCCUGAGAACUCAUCUGCAGCGCCCCAUCGGAGCCAAGGUGGUGACGUGGGAGCGGCGGCAAGGGCGCGGACGUAAGUGAGGAGGCUGACAUGGUGGCACGGAGGUCAAUUCGCCAGCAGUAACCUCUUCAUCACGUGGCCAGCGCGAGUGGGCAAGCGUCGUGCACUCGGCGGAUUCAAUAUUACAAAUAAAUGGUCGGAACGCGAGACCCAAUUCAUAAUAAAUUCUAUCUAAGGCAUAAAUAGACAUUGAUGUAUGUUCUGUCAUGAGAGUCCAUGCCACAAUUCCCAUCUUCUCCUCCGCGCCCGAGCGAGACGGCCGAUCAUGCGCUUAUCUUGCGCAUUACACCUUGCACAGAGUCCAUCACUCACGGCCCAGCUCAUCCGCCGCGAAUCAUCCCACCAAUUUAUUACAUUUAAUACGGAUACUAUUGCCAUUGAUGGUGACUGAUGGCCGCGCUGGCAUGCGGGAAUCCAUCGGGACUGUUUGGACAAUCGCAUUAUAAAUGGUUAAUCGCAAUUGCAUUAUUUGCACGGCAAGACGUCCGAUUAGAUGCCCAAUAGAUCUCGGCUAAGUGAACAGAUUGUCAUUCCCAUGAUCGUAUUAUGAUCACCUCUGGACAUAAAUACACAACUCUCUUGCGAGUUAAUAUUUCACUUUUUGUUCACUCUCUCAGGCUCUGUCGCUCAAAUUGAGUGAAAUAUCGUGAAAAUGCUCCGAUUAUGCGCAUUAAUGUCUCCCACAGAGAUUACAUUUUCCCCUCAAUCGCUUCUUUACCUCAAUACUAUCUUCUUCUCUGCUGAAAUUUAUACUGAGACUUUAUGGCGACUGUUGAUCAUCACAUGAUUUCAAAUAUUCAUCUUCUCGUCGAAAGAUAGUCGAACGACUCUUUCUGCUAUCCCCACCGUGAGGCGCUGUAGUCAAUUUAAGGAAUGUUUUGAUUUCGUGUGUCAAAAUUUUCAUUUCCUCAGAAAAUUGUAAUUUUUCCGUGUAAAAUCGAGUGAGAAAGAUUCGCAAAUCAUGCAUCUCGAUAGAGUGACCAACGACAGGAAGCUUUACCUAUGCAGAUGGUAUUUCAGAGCUGGGUUUGCUUGUCUUCCCUUCGUUUGGGCAAUCAACACCAUCUGGUUCUUCAGCGAAGCCUUCCGGAAGCCGCCCUACGAGGAACAGGCACAGAUUAAAAAAUAUGUUCUCUACUCCGCUUUGGGCUCCAUUGUCUGGCUCGUGGUCAUCAUUUCCUGGGUGACUAUUUACCAGUACCAUCGAGCGGAAUGGGGCGAAUUUGGCGACAGGAUAAGCCUGUUUAUUCCCCUGGGCAAGCCAUAAAGCUCAUUCAUCAUGUCAUUUUCUUUUUUUUUUAUUUAUAUUAAAACGCCCUAGCAAUGCUAGAAUUUUCCCU
Messenger RNA from Phlebotomus argentipes, 1740 nucleotides. RefSeq names its product gamma-secretase subunit pen-2 (gene pen-2). The transcript has 3 exons. Bases 1362 to 1667 code for a protein of 101 amino acids. Gene Ontology annotation, cellular component: gamma-secretase complex. Gene Ontology annotation, biological process: Notch receptor processing. NCBI's taxonomy places the organism in Eukaryota, Metazoa, Arthropoda, Insecta, Diptera, Psychodidae. The record is from RefSeq and is a predicted model, not a curated record.